GUUCGAAGGGGAGCCGGAAGUGAAUUGCUGUGUGAGCGCAAGCUGAGUUUCCCCCCGCCCUACCUCUAUGUCCAGGAGAGCCCCGCCUUUCCCCGCCUGCUCCUCCCGGCAUCCUUUGCGCUUCCGCUUCCUCCCCCUUUCUGUUGGAGGAGAAGAGAGAGUGUGUGAUUGCGACGUUCCUCCCCCCGGGUGUCCAGAGAGGGAAAUCCUUGUAAAACUGAAGGAGGCUUCCUCUCUUCUACCCUCACCCCACCCCAGUUUGCAUAGUGAAACCCCCCACAAUGACCACCCUGGAUGACAAGCUGCUGGGCGAGAAACUCCAGUAUUACUACAGCAGCAGCGAAGAGGAUGAGAGCGAAAAGGACAACGAGAGGGACCAGGAGGGUGACUUCAUCCACGAUGACGCCGUGCCCAGGGAGGAAGCUCUGAGCAGCGACGGCAGUGCCAUAAACACAGGCCCUAAAGGUGUGAUCAAUGACUGGAGGAGAUUCAAGCAGCUGGAGACGGAACAGCGGGAGGAGCAAUGCCGAGAAAUGGAGCACCUCAUCAAGAAGCUCUCCAUGACUUGCAGGUCCCACCUGGACGAAGAGGAGGAGAAGCAGAAGCGGAAGGAGCGUCAGGAAAAGCUGAAUGGCAAGCUGACACUGCAGGAAUACAGCAUGCUGCACGGGAGCCCCGACGACGAAGAAUUCCUGCAGCAGUACCGCAAGCAGCGCAUGGAAGAGAUGCGCCAGCAGCUGCACAGUGGGCAGCACUUCAAGCAGGUGUUUGAGAUCCACAGCGGGGAGGCUUUCCUGGACGCCAUCGACAAGGGGCACAAGAACACCCUAGUGAUGAUCCACAUCUAUGAGGACGGCAUCCCGGGGGCAGACUCCCUCGACGGCUGCAUGAUCUGCCUGGCCGCCGAGUACCCCACGGUCAAGUUUUGCCGGGUCCGGAGCUCACUAAUCGGUACCAGCUCCCGCUUCACCACGAACGCGCUGCCGGCCCUCCUGGUCUACAAGGGUGGGGAGCUGCUGGGCAACUUCGUCCGCAUCACCGACCAGCUGGGCGAGGACUUCUUUGCCGUAGACCUGGAGGCUUUCCUGCAGGAGUGCGGCCUCCUGCCAGAGAAAGACCUGGUGCUCCUCGCAUCCGUUUGCAACGCCGCCUUGUGCUACAGCGAGGACAGCGACCUGGAGAUAGAUUGAGAGGGCAGGGGGAGAGCGGGGGGGCACAGUGGCCUGCAAACCGAUCCGGGAGUCACAAAACGCAGCCUCCAAAUGCGUCCCAUUCCUUGCUGGUUCCUGGAGGGCGGUUAUUCCAUUGCUGACGGCCUCGUUCCCAGAUGGCGCAACUGCAGCAGCCUGUGGCCUCUCCGCUCUGUCCUCCCUGAAGCCCUUUUCCGCUGCUUCUAGUGGGUCUCACAGCCUCAGUCGUGGCUGCACCUUUGUUUCGUACGCAAAAUCGUAAGCAAGAACUUCUGCCUGGAGUUUGGGUACCAGUAACCCCCAGGAGCCUGGAGUGCAUGGGGCUUACGUGAACCCCAAGAUGUCAGAUGAUGGGGGGAGGCGGGAAGCAGCCCAAUGGGCAUUUAAUUAACAGGGAACUAUAGGGCUUAAAUACCUGCUGGAGCAAUUGUUGUAGACCAGCCUAUUUCCAACCUGGUGCCCUCCAGACGUUUUGGAGCACAACUCCCAUCAUCCCCAGCCUGCACAGCUGUGCACCAAAACGUCUGGAGGGCGCCAGGUUGGGAAAGGAUGUUGUAGACUGUAGCUCAGUCCCAGUAGUUGCUUGGUAAGGCUGGCUAUUAUCUCUGGGUUCUGGCCACUCCUAAUGUUUGUUCAUCCCUUUAUGUGAUAUGCAAAAUGUCGUCUUCAAAGUGGGUGUUGUCUGUACUUGUGUGUGGAUGUCUGUCCUUUACGUUGUUCUCAACAACACCCUUCCACCCUUCCUCUGGAAAUUUGACUAUUUUGCUAAGCUCUCUUUUACAAGGUAUGAACACUUCCUAACAGUUUCUUAAAUUAAUGCAAUAAACCAUAAAGACGA
Rhineura floridana is the source of this 2028-nucleotide messenger RNA. RefSeq names its product phosducin like (gene PDCL). The transcript has 5 exons. The coding region runs from base 282 to 1190 and encodes 302 amino acids. The record is from RefSeq and is a predicted model, not a curated record. Lineage: Eukaryota; Metazoa; Chordata; Lepidosauria; Squamata; Rhineuridae. Gene Ontology annotation, biological process: regulation of G protein-coupled receptor signaling pathway.